Lactuca virosa is the source of this 486-nucleotide messenger RNA. Lineage: Eukaryota; Viridiplantae; Streptophyta; Magnoliopsida; Asterales; Asteraceae. The record is from the annotation of a GenBank genome assembly.
UGUCUUCUUGGGUUAGGAUAAACCUGCAACUUUCUCCUAUCCUCUGCCUCCCAACUUCAACAGAGUAAAAGAGAGCAAGCGAAAGAGAUGAGUUCUUCAAUCUGCACACCCAAUUCUCUCCUUUCUUACACCCGCUUGAAACCCAAUUCCAAUACUCUUCAUCCCCCUCUUCCAAAACGCCCAUCAACCCUUUCUUUCACUCCCAGAGCUUCUCUUUCAGUCCCUAAAGAAGCAGUUCUCAAAUCCUUCCAUGAAAGAAGAGCACUCAAGAUCAUUUCAGGCUUGCAGAAUUUCAACAAAGACAACGUUGCUUCUGUUGUUAUCGCUGCAGAUAAGGGUGGAGCUACUCAUGUGGAUAUAGCUUGUGAUCCGGAGUUGGUCAAACUCGUCACCAGCUUGACUUCUCUCCCUAUUUGUGUGUCGUCAGUAGAUCCAUCUGCUUUCCUUGCUGCUGUAGAAGCUGGAGCUUCCAUGGUUUUUACUUAA